Messenger RNA from Cuscuta europaea, 1012 nucleotides. The record is from the annotation of a GenBank genome assembly. NCBI's taxonomy places the organism in Eukaryota, Viridiplantae, Streptophyta, Magnoliopsida, Solanales, Convolvulaceae.
UAGCUCUCAUAGUCUAUGGCUGACCCUAACUCACAGUUCAGCAUCGCUUCACACUUUAAUCAAACACCAUUUUACCUACCUCACCAACUGCAUGCAUCACAUCUUAGUCCAACACCAUUCCUAAGGAGGCUGCCCGAGUACCGAGAACCACCGCAAGCAAAAACAACGCCGGAAAUGGGGCCGUCGUCGAGCACCGGAGGAAGCGGGAAGCACUCGAAGUACCGUGGAGUGAGAAGCCGGAGUGGGAAAUGGGUAUCGGAGAUUCGUGAGCCGCGAAAGACCACUCGGAUUUGGUUGGGGACUUACCCGACCCCCGAGAUGGCAGCAGCGGCAUACGAUGCCGCUGCGCUUGCCUUGAGGAGCAGUGACGCGGUGCUCAACUUUCCGGCAUUCGCCGGGAGCUAUCCCGUCCCUGCGUCCUCUGACGGGGCGGAAAUAAGACGAGCCGCCGCACUCGCUGCCAGCAUGAUGAAACCGGAAGGGAGCGAAUGUGGGGCGGCUCGACGACUAGAAAGAAGUUGUGAGCAGACAUAUAACGCGGAGUACAUUGAUGAAGAAGAGUUGUUCGACAUGCACAAUUUGUUGGUGGACAUGGCCGGGGGAAUGAUGGUGAGCCCGCCGAGGAUGACGUCGUCUCCGCCGCCAGAAGAUAUGUCGGUUAUUACCGGAGCCGAGAGCCUUUGGAACUAUUGAUAUAUACUCCGUACGUAUAUGUACUAUACUCAUGAGACAGUGCAAUAAAUAAUGAUUAUAAGAUUAGGAAAAUAAGACAUGUUAUGUGGACGGUCGGAAUUAGAAAGGUAUAUCAAACCUCGGCUUAGGGUAGAUAGAGCUGCUUGGUAACAGCAUUUUAAGAAAUUGCUCUAAAUAGAAGUAAAUGAGGUUUUUGAAAUUUCAAAAUAGGACUAUUAUGUUUUUCUUUUCGAAAUAUGAGUUUUUAUUGUCAUGUAUGAAAAAUACUGACAUGAUUGAAAAUACUGUCAUUAAUUAUAAUAAAUAUUGUCAUGUUAAA